Messenger RNA from Pogoniulus pusillus (Red-fronted tinkerbird), 3969 nucleotides. It is a transcript of the gene DPP9, whose product is annotated as dipeptidyl peptidase 9. Lineage: Eukaryota; Metazoa; Chordata; Aves; Piciformes; Lybiidae. Gene Ontology annotation, molecular function: serine-type peptidase activity; dipeptidyl-peptidase activity. The transcript has 22 exons. The record is from RefSeq and is a predicted model, not a curated record. Gene Ontology annotation, biological process: proteolysis. The coding region runs from base 258 to 2936 and encodes 892 amino acids.
CCUCCCCUCCCCCGUUUCCGGGGCUGCUUCAGUGUCCGGGACAUGGAGCGGGAGUGACGGAGCCGCCACCGCCGCCGCCGCUUUCCCCCCUCCCCCCUCCCCCGCCCUCCCGCACAGGAGCCACCCCCUCCCCCCGCCCGUUAACGGGGGAGAUCGCCGCGCCCCGGGCUCAGGAGCUUCGCUGCUGGCGCUUCUGUGCGACACUUUGUCCCUCCUGAUCCUUCUCUUCCUGUCCUGCCCUGCUUGCUGAGUAGUUAAUGCAGAAGAUAAAGAGGGUUCGUCUGGAAAACGAGACUGCAGGAAGUUGGAGAAGCUUUUUGUCCAGUCCUGAAAGGGAAGAGAGGAUGACUGCGGUGGACGCGCUGUCGGACAGCUCUGAGGUGGUGGAGAUGGAGGAUGUGCCUUCCCAAUUCCAGGUGCAAAAGCAUUCCUGGGAUGGGCUGAGGGACAUCAUUCACAGCAGCAGGAAGUACUCGGGCAUGAUCGUCAACAAAGCUCCCCACGACUUCCAGUUCGUGCGGAAGACAGAGGAGUCCAGCCCCCACUCCCACCGCCUCUACUACCUGGGAAUGCCAUAUGGGAGCAGAGAGAAUUCCCUUCUUUACUCAGAGAUUCCCAAAAAGGUACGGAAGGAAGCCCUGCUGCUCCUGUCCUGGAAACAGAUGCUGGAUCACUUCCAGGCAACUCCUCACCAUGGGAUGUACUCCAGAGAAGAGGAGCUCUUGAGGGAACGCAAGAGGCUUGGUGUCUUUGGGAUCACAUCCUAUGACUUCCACAGUGAGAGUGGCCUCUUCCUCUUCCAGGCCAGCAACAGCCUCUUCCAUUGUCGAGAUGGGGGCAAGAAUGGAUUCAUGGUGUCUCCAAUGAAGCCUUUGGAGAUCAAAACUCAGUGCACAGGGCCACGGAUGGACCCCAAGAUCUGCCCAGCUGACCCUGCCUUCUUCUCCUUCAUCAAUAACAACGACCUCUGGGUAGCCAACAUUGAGACAGGGGAGGAGAAGCGAAUGACUUACUGCCACAAAGGCUUAUCCAAUGUCCUCGAUGAUCCCAAAUCUGCUGGGGUAGCCACUUUUGUCAUUCAGGAGGAGUUCGAUCGCUUCACAGGCUAUUGGUGGUGCCCCACAGCCUCCACAGAAGGUGCAGAGGAUCUGAAAACACUGCGGAUCCUGUAUGAGGAAGUGGAUGAGUCAGAGGUGGAGAUCAUUCAUGUUCCUUCACCUGCCUUGGAGGAGAGGAAAACAGACUCCUAUCGAUACCCCAGGACAGGCAGCAAAAACCCCAAGAUUACACUAAAGCUGGCAGAGUUCAAGACAGACAGCAAGGGUAAGAUCCUGUGUGCUCAGGACAAGGAGCUGGUGCAGCCCUUUGCUUCCUUGUUUCCAACCGUGGAGUACAUCGCCCGUGCCGGAUGGACCCGAGAUGGCAAAUAUGCCUGGGCUAUGUUCCUAGACAGACCUCAGCAACGACUGCAGCUAAUCCUUCUGCCUCCAGCCCUCUUUAUCCCAGUCCCAGAGAGCGAAGAGCAGCGUGCUGAGUUUGCCAAAUCUGUGCCAGAAAGCAUCCAGCCAUUUGUCAUCUAUGAAGAAACCACUGAUGUGUGGAUAAAUGUUCAUGAUAUCUUCUACCCUUUCAUCCAACCGGAGGGAGAGGAGGAAGAGCUCUGCUUUAUCCGAGCCAACGAGUGCAAGACAGGCUUCUGUCACCUCUACAGGGUCACAGCAGUGCUGAAGCCAGGCAGCCACGACUGGGUGCAGCCAUAUGUCCACAGUGAGGAUGACUUCAAGUGCCCUAUUAAAGAGGAGAUUGCCUUGACUGGUGGGGAAUGGGAGGUGCUGGCCAGGCACGGAUCGAAGAUCUGGGUCAAUGAGAGCACCAAGCUGGUGUAUUUCCAAGGCACAAAGGACACCCCUCUGGAGCACCACCUCUACGUGGUGAGCUACGAGAGCCCCGGGGAGAUCGUGCGCCUCACCACCCCAGGCUUCUCCCACAGCUGCUCAAUGAGCCAGAACUUUGACAUGUUCAUCAGCCACUACAGCAGCGUCAGCACUCCCCCCUGUGUGCAUGUCUACAAGCUGAGUGGCUCUGAUGAUGACCCUCUCCACAAGCAGCCCAAGUUUUGGGCCAGCAUGAUGGAGGCAGCCAGUUGUCCCCCGGAUUAUGUCCCGCCAGAGAUCUUCCACUUCCGCGCGCAGUCGGACGUUGAGCUCUAUGGCAUGGUCUACAAACCUCACGAUGUGCAGCCUGGGAAGAAGCAUCCCACGGUGCUCUUUGUCUAUGGAGGCCCUCAGGUGCAGCUGGUGAACAACUCCUUCAAGGGAAUCAAAUACUUGAGGCUGAACACGUUGGCAUCCCUGGGCUAUGCUGUGGUGGUGAUUGAUGGAAGGGGCUCCUGCCAGAGAGGCCUCAAAUUUGAAGGGGCCCUGAAGAACCAAAUGGGGCAGGUGGAGAUAGAGGACCAGGUGGAAGGUUUACAUUAUGUAGCAGAAAAGUACGGGUUCAUCGACUUGAGCCGGGUAGCCAUCCACGGCUGGUCCUAUGGGGGCUUCCUCUCCCUCAUGGGCCUCAUCUGUAAACCCAACGUCUUCAAGAUCGCUAUAGCCGGGGCCCCGGUGACGGUGUGGAUGGCUUACGACACCGGCUACACCGAGCGCUACAUGGACAUCCCGGAGAACAACCAGCAGGGCUACGAGGCUGGCUCCGUGGCACUGCACGUGGAGAAGCUUCCCAACGAGCCAAAUCGUUUGCUGAUCCUCCAUGGCUUUUUGGAUGAAAAUGUGCACUUUUUUCACACCAACUUCCUGGUAUCACAGCUAAUCCGGGCUGGAAAACCUUACCAGCUGCAGAUCUACCCCAACGAGAGACACAGUAUUCGGUGCCCCGAGUCGGGGGAGCACUACGAGAUCACACUGCUGCACUUUCUACAGGAAUACCUCUGAGAGCACCAAGCCAACUGGACACUGACAGCUCACCCUGCCCUGCCCUGCCACCCCCCUCCAGGGCCAGCUGAACCCCAGCUGCCUGCGUGCCCACGGCCUCGGGCUGUGGGGGGGGGGUGUGCGUGGCCCCCGCCGGAGCCAGGGGAGAGGCUGGGGGGGCACCUUCCCUUUGGACUGUGCCACCUUCUUUCACCUUCCAAGCUGGAGGCCUGCCCCUGCUCGGCUGCUCGUCCUCUUUGCUCUCCUCCAGCCUGGCUGUUCAUGCUUUUUUUGCUGCUAUACUCCCUCUAUCCUGGGAAUCAAUGGACUGUGGUCUGUCUCCUGAGGCUGAGGUUUGUGCCCAUCUCUCUCUUCUCCCCCCCCCGUCCUUUUCCCCACCUCCCUCCCCCUUUCCACUGCACCUCUGCAGUUCCCACAUUCUCACCUGCAAGAACUCAGUGCCUGUGUUGGAAACGGAAGAGCUGACUCAGCAGCUGCCUUAAGCCAGGAGCAGGAGGGAAGAGAAGAACCCUACCUACCGGUGAGCCCCCGGGGGGGGGGAGCUGAGUGCUGCUGCUGCCUCCUGGCCCUGCUGUGACAAGGUGGAGCCCUGGGCUGCGAGGAGAGCUCCACAGAAGCGUGCAACACUAUGGUCCUUUUGUUCUUUUCAUCUGGGAGUGUCAGCUUGGAGUUUUUGCAGAGCAGAUGGAGGGAAGUGGCUGAAGGUCGCCUGGGGAAGUCCUCUGCCACCUUUCUCUCAAUGGCAGCUCACCAGCAGCGUUGUGCCAACGAGGCAGCACAGCAGCCCAAAAGCAGCUGGCUCCAGCCAGAGGUCACCUCCCCAGAGCCCACAGCAGCGUUUGGGGCUUUCUGCAAGGCAAGGUGGAUGAUAUUUAUGCAACUCCUCCCUCCCUCCGUUCUCUGUGCUGCCUCCUCAACCCUCCCCUUCCCCUGCCCUGGACCCUGAGCUUUCAGACGUGCACUGAAAUUCGGCUGUGCUUCAGUUCUCUGCGGGUCAGUGACUGUUUCCCCCCACCCCCCCCCCCCGCCCACC